CCUGGCUCGCUGCGCUUUCAAGAGGGGCCUCGGGGAUAGAUCCCCGGGUAGUUUGGUUCUCUGACUUUGAUGAUAACUUUGUUCUUACUUUCCUAGUAAUCAGGGUAUCGUCGUAUUCAAGAUGGUCAAGUUCCUCAAGUCCGGCAAGGUCGUCAUCGUCCUCAACGGCCGCUUCGCUGGCCACAAGGCUGUUGUUGUUCGCACUUUCGACGAGGGCCAGAAGAAGUCCAACUUCGGCUCUGCCCUCCUCGUCGGCAUCAACCGCUACCCCAAGAAGGUGACCCGCACCAUGUCCAAGAAGCGCAUUGCCUCUCGCUCCAAGAUCACCCCCUUCGUUAAGGUCAUGAACUACAACCACUUCCUGCCCACCCGCUACAGCUACGACCUCAACGACCUCCCCCGUGUCGAGGUCGACGAGAUCAAGGAUCCUCAGAACCGCGUCACCGUCAAGAAGGGCGUCCGCACUGCUUUCGAGACUCGCUUCAAGUCCGGCAAGAGCAAGUGGUUCUUCACCAAGCUCCGCUUCUAAAUGUCUUGUGUGUGCCCUUUUUGUGGACCCUCGCAAGAGCGCGUCGUCUGACUCCCCCACGGACCGCGUCGUGUCCGUCUGCCCUCCUCCCGUGCUCCUUCUCGCGAAGCAGCGCCCCGGUGAGGCUGGCCUGCGUGUGCGACAACUUUCCCCGGCCGGGGGAGAGCCAUCUCCGUGUUCCUGUGAAUACACAUACUCCGUACAGUUAUCCA
This is a messenger RNA of Fonticula alba, 741 nucleotides long. RefSeq names its product ribosomal protein L27e. Gene Ontology annotation, biological process: translation. Gene Ontology annotation, molecular function: structural constituent of ribosome. The record is from RefSeq and is a predicted model, not a curated record. Lineage: Eukaryota; Rotosphaerida; Fonticulaceae. Bases 122 to 529 code for a protein of 135 amino acids. Gene Ontology annotation, cellular component: ribosome; cytosolic large ribosomal subunit. The transcript is spliced from 4 exons.